UGCACAAACUCUUCACAGACACAAGUCUGUGUAGGUAACUGUGGUGAAUGCAUGCCUGUGUGUCCUCUGCUCGCGUUGCUGCUGCGUUUGCAUGUGUGUGCCAAGGUUGCGGCAGGUCACUGAGUCAUCUCGGCGAAAACUGAACCUCGAAUCUGUAUCUGAAGCAGAGAGUUUCAUCCCGUCCUCUUUUGCCGCAUUUUUUGUACUCAUGGAAACUGGACCCAUAGACCCCGUCCUCAUCGAGAGAUACAACAGCCCGGGUUUCAUCGGCUGCCUGUCCCGCGUGCAGUUCAACGGAGUCGCGCCCCUCAAGUCUGCUCUGAGAAAAGCCGCAGACGCCCAGGCCGACAGCCACCCUGCGUCUGCCUCUCCUGUGUCCUACCAGGGCAAACUCGUGCAAUCUAACUGCGGGGCUUCGCCUCUCACCAUCCCACCAAUGUCGGCCGCACCGAAUCCCUGGCCUCUGGACAACACCGAUGCAGAGACUCCCCUAAAUGAAGAGCGAGUCAUUCCUGAUGGAGUUAACAGGGACUCGGCCAUCAUUGGAGGGAUCAUCGCAGUGGUGAUCUUCACCAUCCUGUGUACGCUGGUGUUCCUGAUCCGCUACAUGUUCCGUCACAAAGGCACCUACCACACCAACGAGGCCAAGGGCAGCGGGGAGUCGGCCACAGAGUCGGCCGACACGGCCAUCAUCGGCACCGACAACCCAGAAACUAUCGACGAAUCAAAGAAGGAGUGGUUCAUUUAACGGGCUGACGAUGGGACUCGGACAGAGCAGGCAAAAUGCGAGACCAUCGUUGCUCACAGAUGGAGGAAGAUUAAUCACGUGACCGACCACUGGCGAUAAAGAGGAGUGACUGUUCACAAGGACAACAAACUCCCUGAGAAGAUGAGGGUCGUGGGGAAAUUUCUGUUCCAUUCUUUUUUUUUUAUAAAUCCAGAGUAUUAGAAAAAGAAAAGUCGGACGCUUAUCCUGAGGAGUACAGCUGUAAAAGACUAUACAUGUAUAUACUAACCAGCUUAUCCUUCUUUGUAUCGUGCUUGGGAGUUUUCAGGAGUCCUUUGAAUACUGUGUAUGACAAAUAAUUACACUUACUGGAUGGUGUAAUAGCAAAGAUUUAUUGCCAGUCCUUGUUUGGUUUUGAUUUUAUAUUUAAACAGAAAUCUUAUAUAAGAAAUGAUCAAAUCAACAUGCCAAACAUUUUGUUUGUUUUUUAUCUUUUUCUUUUCUUUUUUUUCCCAUUUUUCAAGCUGUAGUCGCACCAGUCUGUCAACACUCGCAUUCAUCCAGUGGAGCACAUCCUGUAACCUGGUAACAUAAGAGUUUAUCAUGAAUGCCAAAAGUCUCUUUGUAAAUAUAUUUUGUGUCAGUUUUCCUGAAAAGAUUUAUUUAGAGUCCAAAAUGCCAAUGAGAAAUGUCAUAUCUAUAUUACAGUAAUAUAUCUGUCCAUUAUAUUAUAUAUGUGUAAAAUACAGAGUUUUAUGUUUAGGUCUCUCAUGACUUUCGAUUGUACGGGACGCUCCCUCCUGUGGCGGCGCAGAGAGGGGUUUCUCAGAGCUUGAUGGCAAAUUGUGAUUUUUCCACCGAUGGUUUAGCUCAUCAUCAUGGCAGCUUUCUUUGAGUUUAUGAGUGAAACCAAGAGCCUUUACUCAUUCGGACGCGAGCGGUCAGUUUGUUUCUUUGCCAAACACUUUGGUCUUAUUUUCAAAGUUUGCGGAUAUCAUUUGGCGUUGAAGGUUUUCUUUGCAUUCUUUUUCAUGUUAAAUGGAGCCAUUUCUAACGUGUGCAUGUACGCAGUGUGUGUAGGUCAAAUGCUGAACAAAGUGCCAGAGGAGGCAGCUUCACAGUUUUUCUUUAUGCACUUAGCUCCGAGCGUUGAAGGAGCCUGAAGCAGCAUGAAUUUAAAGUAAAAACUCCGAACACCACCAGGGAUGAAGUUAGGAUGGUAAUUGGCUUACGAAUCUGCUGUGCCUUUAAGGUGUUGAGCCAUAUCGCCUUUUCUUCUGUUACUUAACUUAGACCCAUAACAAAAACUUGACUGAUGCUGCAUGAAAUCUAUUCAGGUUUUCUUUUGCUUCCUUCGUAAGAUGGUGCUCUUCAGUUUCGCACAAAAUGCAAACUCCAGCCAGUUUUUCCCAGCCCAUCAAGUAUGUCGGCGACGGUAAGAAAGUUAAGCACCCAAAUGGAGAGACGGAAAUGAAAUGAAGUAGGUUGCGAACUGAUGACUGUGUAAUAUCAAGUGGGAAAGGUGUUGGUAGUCUUAUGCUGUCAGCCCGGAUAUAAGCAGCAGUUCAGUCCGGAUCAGAGUCACAUGGCUGAAUCAAGUUUGUCUCAACUCAGGAUGGUUUAGAUACGAAAUGUAUCACAAAACGAAUCAAGAUUGCAUUAACCUCUUUCCAGUUUGAACUGCUGCAUAUUCUAAUUAGCAAUUGAAAACUUGGAGUGCAAACUAUGACUUACUUUCUUUAAAAGCCACUUCUGCCCCCCUGACACAGUGAUUCCCCUGGGCAAAGAGCCAUAUCACCCAGAUCAGAAACGGCUAUUCCAUACUGCCUUUGUAUUACGUCCUGUGGCAAGUGAGACCAGAGUUGCAGACUUGUAUUAUUUCAGCAGUGGGCCAUCUGGUGGCUGUUCUAAAUGUGCCAUAAAUUUGCAAACCGAAUCCAGUACAUAGUCGUCAUCGGCAUACAAAUCGAUCCAUUCCAUCUGUGUGCUUAACUUUUUUUUUUUUUUAAAAUCUGCUUUAGGAAAAGCUGUGCAGAAUUAUAUAUAAGGAGCAACUGCAUGGAUGUGCUGCCUACAAACGACAUCUAUCCUCUGAGACGCACACAAUCUGCAAAACAAAGUUCUGUUUCUAACUUUGCUUCUUUUGUCCUGUCAGCGAUGUUUACCUGUUCCACGUGUUUCAAUUGAAACAAGCUGCCAACCGUGUUUUUAGUUUUUAUUUCAAUUUGUUGCUUUGUUUUGUUUUGUUUUUCAUAUGUGUCAGUUUGGUUAAAGAGCUCCCACUCACGUGAAUGAUUUUAUUCCGGCCCAUCGCUAUCGCCUCAGGGUUGUACGCAGAUCACUUCAUCGGAGACGUAUUGGCAGCUGAGGAGCUCGGCUCGCCUUCGUCUGAGGCCUCAAAGCAAACUUUUUAACAUCGCAUCCUUCUCACGUUAUCGUCUCUGUUUUCCUUUUUCUAAUUAUAUUACUCGGAGUCCAAAUAAACAUGCACGCACACCCUCUUCUUGUGGUUUAACCAUAACGUCGAUGAUUAUCAGUGCUGACAGACUAAACCAUAAUGCAUUUGUUCAGCUUUCAGUUCUGUUGAGUACAAUAAAGAGUGUUUGAUCAAU
Molecule: messenger RNA, 3339 nt
Organism: Poecilia latipinna (sailfin molly)
Lineage: Eukaryota; Metazoa; Chordata; Actinopteri; Cyprinodontiformes; Poeciliidae
Product: contactin-associated protein-like 2
Exons: 4
Coding region: 92-748 (218 amino acids)
Cellular component (GO): cortical cytoskeleton; membrane
Source: RefSeq, a predicted model, not a curated record